Messenger RNA from Drosophila rhopaloa, 1153 nucleotides. RefSeq lists its product as uncharacterized. The record is from RefSeq and is a predicted model, not a curated record. NCBI's taxonomy places the organism in Eukaryota, Metazoa, Arthropoda, Insecta, Diptera, Drosophilidae. Gene Ontology annotation, molecular function: lipase activity. The coding region runs from base 16 to 1044 and encodes 342 amino acids. The transcript has 5 exons.
ACAAUAAACAUAACUAUGCCAUUGUUCAGUAUUUUUCACUCAAUAUUAAUUAUUUUCAUCUUACAACUUUUAUGUAAUGGUACCUAUUCCAAACUUAAUCUAAAAUAUGCUAUUUUAAGGCAAAAACAAGCAUCUAAAUUACAAAAUGACACGUUUGUCAAUCAACAAAGAAUCAAAUAUGAUGCUCAGAAAACAAUGAGAGUUAUUUUCUAUAAGAACAAUACCAAAACUCUGGAAACAUCAGCAUAUGACGAUACCUAUGAUCUUAAUGGAUCAGGUUGCUCGGCUUCCGAAAAGUUUGCCAUUGUUUUACAUGGGUGGAUCCAAAGUUGUACAGACGAAUGGGCAACAUCACUAAUUGAACGGCUCAGCUACUACCGCGGCGGUUGCGUGAUAUGCAUUGACUAUAGUGUGGUAGCCAGUUCCUCAUAUAUGCGGUUAUAUACGAACUUUAAUACCCUGACUGGAGCCAUAACUUCCAUUAUUUUAGCGCUCAUUAAGCAGGGAUUUGACCCAAAACGAGGCUAUUUGUUUGGCUUUAGCUUCGGCGGACAACUAGCUUCAGCAGUGGGAAGAAAUUUAUAUCCUCAUCAUGUUAUCGAAAGCAUAGAUACGUGUGACAUGGCUGGACCCGGUUUUGAUCCCAUUGCAGUUGACCACUCGAAGGCCGGAAAACAUGUCCAGUGUUUCCAUUCGAGUCAGGAUAAAGGAACCUUUGUGUACUCCUGCCACCGGAAUAUAAUGCUGGGCAGCUGUGGACUUAAGCAGCCCUCUGUGGCCAGCCAACUUCACUUGGGAAGUCAUGGUCUCUGCGUCGACAUUUACAUUAACACCUUCGACUAUCCCUUCUACGCCUUAAACUCCACGCCUCCCGAGUGCUUUACGUGGCAUGAGGCAGCCAAGAUACCAGAUGGCUAUACGGUGGGCUACGAGGAAAACUUUGACGGUCAGGUCACUGGCCAAAUCUUUGUCCCAACUAGUUUGCAUUAUCCCUACAACUUAUCCAAAAAGCAGCUCAUGUUGCUUUCAAAAAACAAUGGGUAACCCUACGAUAGAAUACCUUUUUUUUAUUUUGGUUAGUAAUGUAAGUAGCCAAUUUACUUUCAUCUAGUUAAGUUAAUUAUUUAUUACCUCAAAAGAUUUAAAUUUAAAU